CCAGGGGGCAUGCAUCCCUGUGGGAAGGAGCCCUGCACCCUCAACGCUGACUGCCUCUGCCGCUCCCUUGCAAACGGGCUGCCGGAGGAUUUCUCUGCUUUCUCCAGGAGCUCCCCAAAGCUGGAGCCCCGACCCCAGGGCAGCGCCUGGCCAUACCCCCGGCAGAGCUCGGCCCAUGCCCAGCGCAUCGCCAGGGCCAAGUGGGAAUUCUUCUACGGCUCCUCGGAUACCCCAAAGACAGGCUCCUCUGCCCCCAAAUCUGCUCCCCGGGCUGAGCCUCCUCAGAAGCCCAUCUGCCUGCUGCCCACCGAGUUGCCAGGGUCGACGCCUGAGCACAGCCUGAGCCAUGUGGAGGUGGAGAUAGAGAUGUCUCCUCCAGGCAGCCAGAAGCCAGGCUCCUGCGAGACUGGGAUUAUAAGGAGGACAGUGAAGUACUCUGAGACAGACCUGGACACCGUGCCACUGAGGUGCUAUCGUGAAACCAACAUCGAUGAUAUCCUGGCCGAGAAGGAGGAGGUGGAUUCGGCAAUUGAGAGCCAGAAGGACAGUGAAAGCAACCCAAGCUUUGGGGGCACCCCGGGCAGGAGGAACAGCACGCCGGAGGAGCCCCCCACCCUGGGCACCAGCUUCCCAAAGGACAGGCUGCGAGACGGGGAUGUGGAUGAGGACGAUGAAGUGUUUGAGGCAACAAGGAAGGAGAACAGGGACAGGAUCAUGGACCAAGACACACAGGGUAUGCUCAAGUCUCCAGUGCCCUUCCUCCUAGGGCACAGCCUCUCCAAGGAUGGCAUGGACUCUUUCAGUAAGCAUUUUGAGAGCAUCAUGGAGUCCCAUCGAGCCAAAGGCACAUCUUACACCAGCCUGGACUCCAUUGACAUCCUAUCCUCCCCAGCCCACACUCAUGGGACCUUUUUCACUUUUGACCUCCCAACCCUCACCCCAGAAAUACAGGGACAGAUCCGAGACAGCGCCAAGCUGAUUGAGGAGAACUUUGCUCCUCUGGCUCAUUUGGAACCAGACUCUGGGACCAGUUCGGCCACAGAUGCCCCCUGGAUGGAGAGGGAGGAGGAGCGGGGGAGACGAAGGAAGGGUGCUCGGCACAGCCCUUGCCACUCAGAGGACAGCUUUGGUAUUCCCUUGGCCUCCAACACCAGCCCUCACAAGCAGGAGUACCUCUGCUUUGGUGGCAGUGGAGCACAGGAUUCCUCCCCUGCUGCAGCCCUCAUUGCGUUCCCUGGCUUGGGGACCCGGAGGCUUGGGCUUUCCAUAGCACU
Molecule: messenger RNA, 1274 nt
Organism: Antrostomus carolinensis (chuck-will's-widow)
Lineage: Eukaryota; Metazoa; Chordata; Aves; Caprimulgiformes; Caprimulgidae
Product: PH and SEC7 domain-containing protein 1-like
Exons: 5
Source: RefSeq, a predicted model, not a curated record